Molecule: messenger RNA, 2867 nt
Organism: Salvelinus sp. IW2-2015
Lineage: Eukaryota; Metazoa; Chordata; Actinopteri; Salmoniformes; Salmonidae
Product: GRAM domain-containing protein 2A
Biological process (GO): regulation of store-operated calcium entry
Cellular component (GO): extrinsic component of cytoplasmic side of plasma membrane; organelle membrane contact site; endoplasmic reticulum membrane
Molecular function (GO): phosphatidylinositol-4,5-bisphosphate binding
Source: RefSeq, a predicted model, not a curated record
GGCGGGAACAGUAAAUAGAUAAGCCAGUGCCCAGCGCUCGUGGAUGCUCAGCGCAACAAGUUUGCUUGUUAGUCAGCCGACAUUUCAUCUACUCGGUGCUCCUGCCUUUGUGUUGACAGCGCGACAACUCUGACAACCGUUUCCCCCCUUCCAGUCUUGUCUACCAUUUUCACUUUACCCACGGACUUCUUCCUUUAGAAUACGAUUAUGUGGACAUUCGACCCUAAUUUCUCUCCUCUGAGUCCGCCGCGGAAAUGACAUACUCGACAGCAUAUCUACCCAGUUUCCACGGCUGAAGAUGAUGGAACACCAGGAGCAGAGUGAUGACAUCAGUGUCCUGAGCCCGCUGGAGUUGCUGGCAGAGGCCGCCAAGGAGGAUGAUGGACACUGCCAACCACAGUUCAGGCUGCAACUGAUUGAUGACCUGACCUAUGAAGAUGUCAAGAAAUGCUACAGGGGCUCGACCGUCAGCAAGUACAAUUCCCAGUACCACAAGCUGUUCCAGACCGUGCCCAAGGAGGAGAUCCUCAUGAAAGUGUAUUCCUGCGCUCUUCUCCGAGACAUCCUACUUCAGGGCCGCCUCUACAUCUCCCGCAACUGGCUGUGUUUCUAUGCCAACCUCUUUGGGAAGGACAUCAAGGUGGCCAUUCCAGUGGUGUCAGUACGGCUGGUGAAGAAACACAGGACAGCAGGCCUAGUACCUAACGGGUUGGCCAUCACUGUGGACACCAGCCAGAAGUAUGUGUUUGUGUCCUUGCUGUCCCGAGACAGUGUCUACGAUGUCCUCAGGAGGAUCUGUACACACCUUCAGGUGAAUGGGAAGAAAAGCCUUAGCCUGAAGCAGUACUUGGAGGAGCCUAGCUCACUAUCUAUGGAUGAGUUCCCUGUGGUCAAUGACUUCCCUCCAGUGUUGAAGUGGAGGAGAAAGCCGUCCAUUCCGUCCGUGUCCUCCUCUCUCCCAGACCUCCUGGGGAACUCCACCAGCAGCCUGAGUGCAGUGGACACCCCCUACCUACCCACUGAGGUUCCACUGACAUUGAAGAGUAAGAUCAAAGAGCGGAGUCUGGAGACAGAGAAGAUCCUCCUGACAGAGCCAGUGCCAGAGCUGGGCCACAUGGAGUACCAGCUGCUCAAGUUCUUCAUCCUUCUUAUCAUUCUGCUCAUCAUGUCCUCCUGCUACCUGGCCUUCCGUGUGUGUAGUCUGGAGCAGCAGCUGUCCUUCCUCAAUACACACCCGACAGUGCACAUGAGAGAGAGGUAACACUUGCUGUAUGCUGCGUCCCCAUUGGACAGAUGUCCUGUCAGUCACGGAGGUUCUCCUGAUGAUUGGGCAAACAGAGACUCGGUUUAUUUACCUGUACCACCAUGUAAGUGUGGAGGAGUGCCCUGCUGGUUCAAUGAGAAGAAAAUGACUUGAGAAAAGCCAAGACCUGAAGCAAAAACUGCACUUAAACAGACAGCCUAGUAGGUGGUGCCAGUGAGUCAAUAAUCCUCUUGUCAUUCCCUAGAAAGACUAUGGACCCCUCGGACAAGAGACUAGGAUGGAAUGAGGAGAAUGGAGGAGGAUUGGAAGUAGAGGACUACAGAGUAGAUGUCAAUAGGGCCGUGCCAACCAAGUUCACCUGAUUUUGACCUUUGACCUCAAUGUCCUUAUUUUACUGCCAAGGAAUUACAAUUCCACUCGACUGAUCAGACACUUUCGCAUUCAGGAUUUCAGAGACUAGAGUCUUUUUUUUCCAGAGACUUUUUCAACAGGAACACUUUUUGUGUACACUUUUGUGGAGAGUUGCUGCCAGAGAGACUGAAGACAAGGCAUUCCAUUCUGAUCAGGAACUCAACCUGACCUGGUCAAACAGUUCCCACCGCAGCCCGCCCGGCAAUGUUUACUGAGCACGGUCACUAAGGCACGAACUCUCCUGUACCCUAAUGAAGAAACUAUUUCAAUAGACAUUAUUAGAACUUUAUCUGUCUGUCAGAAUUGUGAGAUGAUAUGCUAGAGUUACGGCUGAAUUAUAGCGGUCUUGCCAUGCAAACUGAAAACACGGUACCGUGUGUGUCAGGUGAGGUCGACAAGUCAUGAGGUGAAAGGUGCGCGUGUGUGUGUCAGUGUGGGUGCGUGUUUAUGUGUGUAUGAGUGUUUUCAACAUUAUGUGUGCAACUUAACAAGUGGCUAGGACUAUCUCAAGGUAGCGUGCAGCUUCUCCACCUGACAAACGAUGCCUGCAUGUAAUGUAAUACUAGAUAUUGACUGAAUUGUAAAGUCAUCGUCUGUGACACUGUUGCAUGGAUGUUAUCGAUGGAGUGGGACUAACGCAGAGUAAAGCAGUGAAGGUAUUGUGAGAGACGCAGGUUGACAGUGAAUGUCGUUGCUGUUCACUUGUUCUUUAAUGUUCCAUGUGGAGGUGUGUACUAUAGAGAUUGUACAGUACUUGAAACCUAAUCAUGCAUUUCAUAGGAGAUUAUGUAUUUAUGUAAUCCACGGUGUGGAAAAAUAUGGCCUCCACUUCAGCUACUAGGUGCACCUUUAAAGCGUAUCCGAGGCUGGGCAGAGAGAAUUGUGUAGACUAGAGUGUAUUUACUACUAGAGCCUGUAUGUAUUUAUUUGUGUGCAAUUUUUGUACUGAGUCAGAAAGGCAUGUUGUUUUUAGUGAGUCGGUGUGGGUGUUUGUUCACUGACGUAUUUCUGACAUGGGUCGUGUUCAUUUUGCACAAAAUGGGGGGGGGGACUGAUUUGAAAUGAACUACUUGGAUUUGUCCAAUCGUGCCCUAAUGAACACGACCCUGUCUUGCAGUAGGGCUGGAGUCACAGCAGUGCCAUGCGUAAUUGUGAGACAGCAGUGACUAAUAAACAGCCUUCCUUGCCUGUG